AAGUUAAUCAGCUCUAGAACUUCUUACCAUUUAACAUUUCUGAAUAUUUGAAGUAAAUCCGUCAAGUGGUUUUCCUGGAAUCGUGAUGACAAGAAAGUGAGAUGCUGCCCGCCGCCCACCAAGCUAACGACAAUAUCAUACAUUUUUUCAGGUACAUUAAAAAUGUACUGAAACAAAAUAUCCGAACAACCUAGAGUUAUUGCCUAGUCCUAUUAGCAUCGAAGAUUAGAUUGCAAUGCAUCGAAUGGCUUGUUAUCAUAUCCAUGACAACUGGGUAUUCCAGCAAUAUAAUAAGCAACAAACAUGUGUGCAAAAAUAUUAUCACAUAUUCUUUUACCAAUUAAUGACAUCCAAGAACCCCCCCCCAAACUUGAUUGCCAAAUUAAGCAUUUCUGCAUACUAUGCUCUCUAUUAGUGAUAAUAUCAAAGAACCCCUUCCCUUGCUCAUAAAAUCAAAAUAUAUUUAUGCACACUAUACUCUCAAACAAGAACAAAUAGAGCUGAGCUAAAUAAAGAGGGGUUAGCUUGUAAACAUAAAAUCCUGUUCCAGUUCUUCACCCUGGGACCUCCUCAAUGUAAUUGGUGAAUGGAUUGUAAAUAUUCCAAUGUCCCAGAUAUUAACCUUUUAUUGAUUGGUUAGGCUAAGUAAUCAGAACCAUCUUUUAUAUUUAUUAACCAACAAAUCAGGCCACUUAGCUUAGCUCAGCUCUUUGGGACAAAGUCCAGUCAAUGAAUUGUAAAAAUUGAUAACAGACCAUAAUAGGACUUUAUACUCCAAUGUUAGAACAGCAAGUCUGGGAUCUGCACCUGAAGAAGGAAAGAGACAGAGGGAGAUACUACACAAAAAGUACAUCAGAUGAGGAGAUCAAACUUCGAAGAGGAAGGAACUGCAUAUGUCAGUGGAACAAGGCUACCUAAAUAGAUUCCCAAAGUUAUAUCAUGAUAUACAGCAAUAUUAUUGUGGCUGCUACCUUACUGGUUGCAAUAGUGAUGGCUAAACAACCAAAUAUUGUGAUCAUGGUUGCUGACGAUCUUGGCAUGGGGGAUGUUGGUUGUUUUGGAAACGGCACUAUUAACACACCAAAUAUUGACCGCAUUGCUAAAGAGGGAGCCAAGCUAACGCAACAUCUAACAGCUGAGGCCAUAUGUACUCCAAGUCGGGCAGCUAUGCUCACUGGGCGAUACCCAAUAAGAUCUGGUAUGGCUUCGAGACCAAUGGCAAGAGUUCAUUUUGUUAUUGCCAGUGCAGGAGGUCUGCCACCUGAGGAAAUCACAUUUGCUGAAUUAGCCAAACAGGCAGGUUACAAAACUGCUGCCUAUGGAAAGUGGCAUUUAGGACUCCACUCAUAUACCACUGAUUUCAGCAGACAUCCUAAUAAUCAAGGAUUUGAUGACUUCUAUGGGAUCGGAUUAACCAACAUGAAAGACUUUGGAGAUGACCCUCGUAAUAAAGUGAUCCAUUUCAACAACCCUAACUUUGACAGGAAUAUUGCAAUCUCCCUGUUCAUUGGAAUCGUCACAAGUCUUCUUGUGAAAAAAUACAGUACGGUUGCAUUUGUGGUGCUGCUGACAUUAUCCCUAGCAGGACCUUUAACACUUAGGUUUGUUAUUUUCAACUUCAAAAUGCUUAAUUCUGUCCUGUAUAGAAACCUUGAAAUUGUGGAGCAGCCAGUGAGACUUAAUGGUGUUACCCAGCGCCUGGUUACAGAAGCAAAGGAGUUCUUAGCUGAACGCAAUUCUGAUGGGACACCAUUUUUGUUGUAUCUCCCAUGGUUACAUACCCAUGAUGCACUAUUUUCUGCACCGGAAUUCCGAGGUAAAAGUCGCCAUGGGUUCUAUGGAGAUAACAUUGAAGAACUGGACUGGGGAGUUGGAGAGAUUCUGAAUACUCUUGAUCAAUACAAAAUGACAGAUGACACAUUUGUAUACUUUACCUCAGACAAUGGAGGACAUGUGGAGAACCAUGAUCCAGAUGGAAGGGUAGAGGGAGGAUAUAAUGGAAUAUAUAGAGGUGGAAAGAUGCAGGGUGGAAUGGAUGGGGGUAUUAGAGUACCAACCGCAGCAAGGUUUCCAGGCAUCAUACCCCCUGGAAUAGAAAUAGACCAACCUACUGCUCUGAUGGACAUGCUACCAACCCUAGCAUCCCUAAUGGGAAUGGAUGUGCCUAAAGACCGGCAGAUAGAUGGCAAGGACUUACUACCCCUCCUGAAGGGGGGGAAGUCUGACACCCCUGUACAUGAGUUCCUAGUCCAUUAUUGUGGGCAAGUGAUACAUGCUGCCAGAUAUACUCCUGAACAAACUGGAGGGAUAAACACUGUUUGGAAGGCCCAUUUUGCUUUACCUAACUGGGUCCCUGGAACUGAAGGUUGUGCCUGGAGCUGUGCUUGUUAUGAUGUCACUUGGCAGAAUCCACCAGUUUUAUACAACAUCGCACAGGACCCAUCAGAGAGGCAACCUGUAGACCCAACAACUGAUAUAUAUAAACAAGUCAUGGAGAAAAUAAAUAAGGGAGUUGAGAAACAUAAACAAUCAAUAAUACCACCUGAAACUAACCAAUAUAGUAUCCCCAGAAUGUGGUGGUUGCCAUGGUUACAGCCAUGUUGUAAUUUUCCUUAUUGCUCAUGUACUGAUCCAAAGUACUCCUAAUAUAUAUGGUGAACAUAUAGCUAGUUAGUUGUGGCUAAAGCACAAACAAUGGAAAAACACAAAACAAAGUAAAUGAAGGAACCAUAUUAUUAUUAAACUAAUAGGACAUAACAAAUAUUUUGUAUGUAUGUUUAAGCAAAAGGAUUCGAGAUUUAAGAAGUUUUCAAAGUGCAUCGCCGCUUAUAUUAGUACAAUCAUUCAUAAAAGUAUUUAGAGCUUUAAUGUCCUAUUUAAGAACCCCUAUUCUUACUAUCGAAAAUGGAUUCUUCUAAUACUCUCCUACAUGAAUCUACUUGUUGAGAUCAAAUUGAGUUUCAGUAAGGGUAUAUUAACUUUACAUGGGGCUACAACUGACUUUAAACCUGCAUCAUACGAUAUAUAGCCAAUACACCCUUGCUGAAAUACUCAAUUUCCCAGAACUCAAGCUGAUCAAGUCUCAACGAGAUUCAUGUGGGAUAGUAUUGGUAGAAUCCAUUUUCUAUAGUAAGAAUAGGGGUUCUUAAACAAGACAUUGGGCUUGCUUUUUAGAACUUUUUGUUGGUUCUAGUUAUAGAAUACAGUACCUGUACUUUAUUAGGUUUGAUGCAUAUAUCAGCAUAUGCAUGGAGUUGAGUAGGAAGAAAGGAUUUUAUAUUCAAAAUACAUAAUUUCUAUAUAAACAUUUGAUUUUAUAUUUAUUUUCAUACUGCACUAAUUAUCCAAAUGAACGAAGUUUAGUAGGGAUAAAGUGAAGCCCUCCAUCAGUCAGUCAGUACAUCCGUCUAGAAAAUAACUCGAAUACUAGUGGAUGGAUUUUCAUAUUUGGUGGAAAGAUGUAU
Messenger RNA from Owenia fusiformis, 3464 nucleotides. The record is from the annotation of a GenBank genome assembly. Lineage: Eukaryota; Metazoa; Annelida; Polychaeta; Sabellida; Oweniidae.